This is a messenger RNA of Desarmillaria tabescens, 1801 nucleotides long. RefSeq lists its product as uncharacterized. The record is from RefSeq and is a predicted model, not a curated record. The coding region runs from base 352 to 1488 and encodes 378 amino acids. The transcript is spliced from 3 exons. NCBI's taxonomy places the organism in Eukaryota, Fungi, Basidiomycota, Agaricomycetes, Agaricales, Physalacriaceae.
CAAUCUUGGGAUUCCCUUCAAGUUUACUUACAUGUACUGCGAGACGCGCAAAUAUCCUUGGGUACUCGCGAACUUCUGUCAUGAAUUAUGUUGAAGGACUAUGUGGUUUCUUGCUUGUAAUACCUGGCUUGUACAUACCAGGCUGUUUCAAACCUUGAACACCGGACAUUACAAGUCCAUCAUUUACUUGCCCCUGGUUACAAUCAUGUCAACGAUAUUCAGGCCGCUUAGCAUUCACCCUGUUCAAUCCAAAGAUGCUGUGUUGCCAUUUCCAAAAGUUCUUGCUCUCCAUCGUCGGUCGCUGGCCUUGCUCUUUGCCUCACUCUCGCAGCCUCGCAAUGCAACUUCGUCAUGGCCGGCUAUAGGAACAUAACCUAUGAUGACACUCGAUUCGAUGUUCUCAAAUAUGCGGGAUCGUGGACUAACAAUGGGUCAUAUAAUGCUACUAGUGUUGGUGAAACCGGGACGCUAUCUUCUACGAAGGACCCAACAGCCAACGUAACCUUCAUCUUCCCUGAGUCAGCUAAUGCAUUCUACUACUAUGGCAUUCCUCGGUGCUGUGGGGGGUUGUAUGCAAUAUGUAUCGAUUGCGAUUUCGACAGCCUUAACACUGAGCCCGUCGAUGCUGUCAAUAGAACUGACGAUGGUAAAAAUCCUCCAGUCGUCUUGUACUCUAAAACCUUCGAUACACCAGGAGUACAUAAGAUUACCUUAACCAACCAGAACGACACACGAUUUCCCGGCGGAAAUUCGCAAUUAACACUGGACCGUUUUGUGAUUCAGGUUGAAGAUAACAGCAGUUCCGCUUCAAUAUCCUCGACGUCGACAUCUGGAGCAUCCUCCUUCAUCCCUGCAACCUCAUUGAUUGCCCCGGAGGCAUCCCAGUCGACCACAACUUCAUCUCCCGCCUCCAAACCGCCUAUAGGUGCUAUCGUCGGAGGAGUUUUGGGGGGCAUCGCGGCUAUCUCACUCUGCUUGAUUAUAUGGUUUUUUAUGCGACGUCGUCAUCACACCCAGCACAGCACCCAACCAGAACACAACAACACGAAUACAAGUUUCUAUACCAGUCCCAAUCAAUAUUCCCCUUUCAUUGUACCUCGCGCGAAUACGCAGACCCCCACCGCCUACACCGUGACGGACGCCACCUCUGAGUACACGUCACGGAGAACGAACAGGGCUUCCCUAGUUGGAGGUCCAUCAGUUUCGGAUCCAUCGUCGGGACGUAUACACCCUUCUUCAUCACGUAUGGCCUCCAGUGAACGCCUGCCACGGCGAGAAACUGAUGCAGGUCGAAUAGACGUUGAUGACGACGACGAUUUCGGAACGCUCCCGCCUGGGUACGAGGACAUUUUCAGCGGUGGACGCCUUAAUGGCGAACAAUCCGAGUCUGUCACCAGAGGACCGAGCCGCAGGUUGCCUAGACCUGAGCCUCAAAGGCCUCUUCCCUCACCUUCUGGGCAACCUCCAUCACAACCAUCCAAGUUCUGAUGUAUGUUGUCGAGUUAGACUCCAUCGCGAACUUGUCCAGUUUGAUGGGGACAACCUUUUGUUAGUUAUUUUGGAAUUUCCACUUCUAUAGUAUCUAUCUUAAGCUUCCAGAAAGUUGUUGUUUUCCAUCAGUUCUCCGACACUCCGACUUGCAUUUUGAUGUAGAGCAUGUACAGAAUAUGAUAUUUACUCGGGAAUUAAGCUUCAAUUACCACUACGCUGUUCAGUGGCUUGGUUGCUAGCUUUGCCCGUGCAUGCCGAGGCAUCUGAUCAGAGGGUUUCGGAAAGCUAUUUGUAUCACGGAUACUGCGAC